Bactrocera latifrons is the source of this 1551-nucleotide messenger RNA. Its product is annotated as membrane-bound alkaline phosphatase-like. The record is from RefSeq and is a predicted model, not a curated record. Gene Ontology annotation, molecular function: alkaline phosphatase activity. The transcript is spliced from 2 exons. Gene Ontology annotation, biological process: dephosphorylation. The coding region runs from base 79 to 1551 and encodes 490 amino acids. Lineage: Eukaryota; Metazoa; Arthropoda; Insecta; Diptera; Tephritidae.
GUAUGUUGUCUACUGCUGCGGACUGCAUAUACAAUUCCAGCUUGCGCGCAGGACGAUGAGGAUUGUCGGGAGAGUCGCAUGCAUCCUGAUUUAGUCAGUGAUCGCGGCAGACUCACAUCUCAAAGUAAGAUUGCAGGCGAAGAAACCACAGAGUAUUGGUUGGACCAAGGCAAGCAGUUCGUGAAGGAAAAGCUACACACGCCAGCCAACCAAAAUAUUGCGAAAAAUGUUAUAAUGUUUCUGGGCGAUGGCAUGGGCAUCACCACACACUCUGCAGCGCGCACUCUACUAGGCGGUGAAGAAAAGUCGCUCUACUUUGAAACAUUCCCACAUACUGGGCUGUCACGUACCUUUAAUGUGGAUAAAAUUGUGCCUGACUCUGCAUCCACGGCCACCGCAUAUCUGUGCGGCGUCAAAGCCAUCGGUGGCACCAUCGGCGUUAGUGGUCAUGUGGACCGUACCGAUUGUGUCGGGUCGAUAAACGCCACAUACCAUGUGAACUCGAUUGCUAAGUGGGCGGUGGAUGCUGGCAAAUCGGCAGGUGUGGUGACCACCACCAGAAUAACACACGCCUCACCGGCUGGCGUCUAUGCGCAUGUUGCCGAGCGCGAUUGGGAGAAUGACGGUGAGGUGAAAGGUGAUUGUGGUGCUGACACCACAGUGCAGGACAUCGCAUACCAACUGAUACAUGGCGAAGUGGGCAGCAAGCUAUCCGUCAUAUUGGGUGGUGGAAAACGUGAGUUCAUAGACUCGAAAUUGUAUGCGACCGGUAAACGCAGCGAUGGACGUAAUUUGAUUGAAGAGUACAAACAGCAAAGUAAUCGAAAUGCUUAUGUCGAGACGCUUGAUGAAUUGAAUAGCUUGAAUGUAACUGAAGUGGAUCGCAUUUUGGGGCUCUUCCACGACAACCACCUGCUUUAUCAUUUGGAAACGACUGAGCAAAGCAAUCAACCCACAUUGGCGGAGCUGACCCGCAAAUCUAUAGAGUUUCUAAGUCGCAACGAGGAGGGAUACUUUAUUUUCAUUGAGGGUGGACGCAUCGAUCAUGGUCAUCAUGACACUUAUGCCCGCCUGGCUAUAGAUGAGACGCUAGAGUUUGACAAGGCCAUACAAUUGGCGCGUGAGUUGACCAAUGAAACGGAUACUUUGAUUGUGGUCACCGCCGAUCACUCGCACGCCAUGACUUAUUCGGGUUAUGCGGAUCGUGACAAUGACAUUUUUGGCAGCACAGCUUAUACGAGCAUGGAUGGGAAGCCAUUCAUGGCUUUAAGUUACGCAAACGGUCCGAGUUAUGAAAAAUUUUAUGAUGUCGAGAAGCAUGAACGCCGCGAUCCUACCACUCUGAUAACGGGUGCAAUAUACGACUCAUUCCCCUCCACAAUUCCAUUGGAUUCGGAGACACAUGGCGGUGAUGAUGUGGCUGUGUUUGCUUCCGGUCCUUGGGCUCAUUUGUUUUCUGGUGUUUAUAAUCAAAACACCAUUCCGCAUAUAAUGGCUUAUGCUUCAUGUGUGGGUAGUGGCUUAAAGGCGUGUUCUACAGCAAGCUCAUAA